AUGACGAUGAGCGCCGUCGCGGAGCGCAAGAAAUUCAACGCGGUUUACAAGAAUCCUGAAAACGCAUGGGCAAUGGACUCAUGGUUUGCUCUAGUCCAUGAGAGGGAGCUCCUAAAGAGCAAGGAAGAAAUGCUGCGCCUUAGCAAAAGAGAGGUUGAACUUGAAGUUAAAUAUCGAGAUCUGAACCUGCGUUUCAAGCAGCUGGGUGAAGGAAUGAACGAUAACCUGACUGCAAAUAGUGAUCUUCUCGCGGCGAUGUUGGCAGUUGUUGAGGAAAAGAAGGAAGUAAACAGGUUAUGCGAGAAUGCCAAGCAGAGCUACAAAAUGAUCAACGCGAACAUGAAAGCAUUGAGAGAAAAAGGUCGAAAUUUCGAGAGAUUCAGACCUGUGUUUUCUUCGCAG
Molecule: messenger RNA, 402 nt
Organism: Ostertagia ostertagi
Lineage: Eukaryota; Metazoa; Nematoda; Chromadorea; Rhabditida; Trichostrongylidae
Source: the annotation of a GenBank genome assembly